GCCUCCAAGGCUCAAACCACAAAACCUUGACUCAAACAGCUCGACAUUCAGUCAUUUGUCCGUUCGGUUAUCAACCGUCUCAAAAACCCCUUUUAUAAAACCCUCCUUAAUUCUCAUUUCCUUCCCCUUCAUUCUUCAAUCUUCAAUCAAUUUUUAAAUUUUCAAUUUCUGCUUUCUUUCUGUAAUAUUGUGAACCUCCAAUUUCCUCUCUCCUUCUCUCCUUGUUCUUUGAUUCUGAGCAGUGUAACAAUGGCGGAAGAAUCACCAUUCACAUCACCUGAAACCUCUCCUCAUUCCCACAAACGAAGAAUCACUGAUAUGGUCUCUCCUCCUUCAGACCACGAACCCCUCAAUUCGUUACACCCAGUUCCUACUCUCUCUCUUCCUUCAUCUUUGGAAGCCAAACCCUCAAUUCUUGAAGUGGGUAUUGCUGAAACCCAGAAAACUGAUUCUUCCCCAGAACAAUCCCCAAAAAAGGCGAAGCUCUCUCUUUCUGAAGACGGUGUUAUGACUGAUGAAUCUCUCCAAGAUUCUGGGAAUUUUGCUGAAAUUGAACAAUCAGGUGUUAAUUCCAAGGAACUGUUGAAUCUUGAUGGAAAGGAUGAACUUCCUCAAUCUGAUUUGGGGGAAAUUGAUGAGGGUUCUGAUGAAUUUGUUGGAGUUAAAGAUGAAUAUUCCUCGGAAAAUCAAUCUGUUGAAGCUGUAAGUGAGGUUGUGCAAUUGGAAUCUGCAAAAAAGGGGGAGAAUUUUAAUGGGAUUUUGCAGAAAUUGGUAAAGGGUGAAGAUUCAACAAGUUCAUUGAAGAUUGAGUUGAUUGACGGAACUUUGCUUCUUGGGGUUGGUGCUCCAUUCGUUGAUGAUGUAACAAUGGCUGAAGCGAAGCGAAAUCGAAGGAAGGGGAAGAAGAGUAAUGCAAGAACCAACACUGGUUUUGUAGCUGCUGAUUUGAAUGGAGAAAAGAGAAAGUGUAUGUACUCAAGGAAAGAUAUGGAGGUGAUGAGAUAUGUGAAUGUUAAAGGUCAGAAGAAGUUUUGGUUUGAAAUUUACAAUGGAUUUUCUGCUGUUGUGAAGAAGGAGUAUGAUGAAUUGGGUAGUUUUAAGAAUCAACAGACUGGUGGUGGUAGGAAGAACUUUAACAAUGGAGGAUUUCUGGGUACUUCUUGCUCACAUGUUCCUACUUUCAAAAACCAAGGAUUUUUGGGAGAAUCGUGUUCAGGAAAUGCAAGUUGUGAUGCAGAAAUUAUUAGUUCUGCAAAUUGUACUUGUGAGGGGGACCAUAGUGGCAAGGAUGGUGAUGAUUUGGUAGGGGAUUGGAGUGAAGAUGAAGAGAGUGAUGAUGAAUUUGAGGGCAUUCAUAGACCUGCUUUUAAGGUUGAAGGUGAACCAGAUUUUGAAUCUGGGCCACCUGAAGAUGGAUUAGAAUACCUGAGACGUGUCAGGUGGGAAGCUAAGCAUAUUCCAAAAGUUAAGAUAGCCAAGCUUGAUAUCAAAGUCAAGGACCAGAGUGUUUACAUGCCCGAUAUUCCUGAUAUCAAGGAGUGCCCUCCACAACUUGUUCCACAGAGGCCAUGGGUGGAUGAGUUCAUUACUGAUUUUUCGAAGUUGAGGCUGGAUCUAUCAAGCCUUCAGAAUACCAGUGAUGCUGUUUCUGCCGACUCAGAAUCAGUUAUUUUUGCUAACCAUAAACUCAAGAGUAACACCUCUCCUAAUUUAGCGUCACUUAAGCUGACAUCAGGAGCUCCAACAUUAUCUGCAGUCUUAGCAAUGGACCCUAUAACUAGAGUCACAAUGCUGAGAAGACGCAUAAGCUUGUUUGAGAGUGCAAGUGAUUUGUCAAAGGAAGAUUGUGCAUGGCUCUUUGCUCUGUGUGCAGUAAUUGAGACUCCAUUGGAUGCUGAUACUUGUGCAUCUCUCCGCUGUUUGCUUCGAAGUUGUGCUAAGUUGCGGGCUGAAAAGGCUGAAAUUGAUGAUGAGGUCAUAAUGCUAAAUGUCUUGGCAACCAUUUCUGGGAAGUUUUUUGGACAGUCAGGAAAUUGAUGAGUUAUGUUAUACAAAUUUUGAUUAAGCUUAUAUUGCCCUAUGAUCAGUUUUACUAAAUUUGUAUUAAUUGUAUACUGUGGGAUAAUUUUGACACUGUAUUUAUGUUAGUCCCAAUUUAUAUGUGUUA
This is a messenger RNA of Chenopodium quinoa (quinoa), 2167 nucleotides long. RefSeq lists its product as uncharacterized. Gene Ontology annotation, cellular component: nucleus; SMN complex. Gene Ontology annotation, biological process: spliceosomal snRNP assembly. NCBI's taxonomy places the organism in Eukaryota, Viridiplantae, Streptophyta, Magnoliopsida, Caryophyllales, Amaranthaceae. The transcript is spliced from 4 exons. Bases 250 to 2037 code for a protein of 595 amino acids. The record is from RefSeq and is a predicted model, not a curated record.